GCAUAGGUCGCGAACGAGACACAACUUUCAAUGUAAUGAUGUCACGACUAUAAAUAGGCUCUAUAGGGAAAGCCCCUUCAACAGAACCAAACUGCAACAGGCGAACUGCCCUAAGAAAGGGCUCAGAAUACGGACAAAAUUUCGUCAUGAUGUAAAAGUUUACCAGUACUUGUCAAACAUUGCCAUUGGAUUUGAGUGAGCAGUCCAAGUACAAUGGAGAACGAGGGCGUGUCUAGAUCUGUAUCUGAGGAAGGAUGGCAGCCGCCUCUCUUUGCAGCGUCAACAUGGACUCUCAUCAUUACAGCUAUCUCUCUCUUCUUUGUAUAUGACUACUCCAGGCGUUGUCAGUACCUGGCAUGUAAUGGUAUUGCAGGGCCAAAACCUAAGCCCUUCGUUGGUAACCUGCUAGACAUGAUAUUCCACAAAGAUGGAAUACGGGGCUUUUAUGGUGAUAUCAUUGAGAAGUAUGGAAAGGUAGCCGGGUGUUAUAUGGGAGCAAUCCCCACUGUGGUAAUUGGUGAUGUUGAGUGGGUCCAACAACUGUGCAUCAAGGACUUUUCCAGCUUUGUCAAUCUCAAGCCUAUAACCGUUGACAGCAAACCGUUUCAUAAAUCCUUACCUACUUUGAGAGACAGUCAUUGGAAGGACGUCCGAGGGAUUCUCAGUCCAACAUUCAGCGGAUCCAAGAUGAAGCUGAUGGCACCAAUCAUCAAUGAUUGUCUGGAUCCAAUGAUACGGAAAGUGACCAGAUUGAAUCAAGAAGGCAAGGGGUUAGAAUUCAAGGAGGUCUACAGUGGCUUCCUGAUAGAUGCCAUUGGCAGCACUGCAUUCGGGUUGACCCUCAACUCCCAGGAAAAUUCUGAUGAUCCCUUCCUCCAUAAUGCCAGAGACGUAAUCAAGUUCAGGUUCAGCAUAGCAUUUUUAGUAAAGAUGCUGGCCCCUAUCCUGUCUCCAGUUGUGAACUUUUUCAACCUGACCACGUUUGACCGGAAAACUCUGAAGUUCUUUGAGGAUGUGUUAGACCACGCUAUAGAACUCAAAAGAGCUGGAACUGUCAAGCGAGUGGACUUCCUGCAGCUGAUGCUAAAUGCCCAAGAGAGGACGGAGGAUGACAAAGCAGAGGCCACCGAGGAAGAGAAACAGGAAGAAGAACAUCGAGCCAAGAUGAGCAAGAAAACGCUCACCGCGGAUGAGAUCAAGUCACAGGGAUUGAUUUUUUUUUUGGCUGGGUUUGAGACCUCCGGCACCACCCUUGGAUUUGCCUCUUACCUGCUGGCCACCAAUCCUGAAGUCCAGGAUAAGUUGGUGGCUGAGAUAGAUACCCUGGCACCCAGCCGCGAUGACGUCACCUACGAGAACCUGACCAAGUUAACCUACCUGGAGUGGGUCAUCUCGGAGACCCUACGUUUAUAUCCGCCUGGUUUUUUGACUACUCGUGAAGCUGGCUGUGAGUACAAGCACAAAGGGUACACCAUUCCCAAAGGUGUACAGGUUCACUUUGACGUGUGGCAUAUCCACCAUGAUCCAGAACAUUGGGAGGACCCUGACAAAUUCAAUCCAGAGAGGUUCUCACCAGAGCAACGUGAGAAGCGCCAUCCCUGUGCCUUUCUACCCUUUGGUGCUGGACCACGCAGCUGCAUUGGCAUGCGCUUUGCGCUCUUGCAGGUUAAGAUGGCACUGGUGCGAAUGCUUCAGAAUUUUCAUCUGGAGACUUGUGAGGAAACUGAGGUAAUACAGUUAGUCUAGUUCAUGUGAUAUCUUUCAAUAGAUUGUAGGUAGGGGGUUGCCAAAUGCAUGUCUAAAUAUUCUCUAUACUGCGAAUAUGGUUGUUAAACUUUAUACUCAUGCACACUGAGGGUGAAACUAAAUUUUGCCAACUGCCGU
Acanthaster planci (crown-of-thorns starfish) is the source of this 1884-nucleotide messenger RNA. RefSeq names its product cytochrome P450 3A41-like. Lineage: Eukaryota; Metazoa; Echinodermata; Asteroidea; Valvatida; Acanthasteridae. The record is from RefSeq and is a predicted model, not a curated record. Gene Ontology annotation, molecular function: heme binding; oxidoreductase activity, acting on paired donors, with incorporation or reduction of molecular oxygen; iron ion binding.